Molecule: messenger RNA, 1952 nt
Organism: Rhea pennata
Lineage: Eukaryota; Metazoa; Chordata; Aves; Rheiformes; Rheidae
Gene: PTPN7
Product: protein tyrosine phosphatase non-receptor type 7
Exons: 9
Coding region: 9-1091 (360 amino acids)
Biological process (GO): signal transduction; peptidyl-tyrosine dephosphorylation
Cellular component (GO): cell junction; plasma membrane; cytosol
Molecular function (GO): protein tyrosine phosphatase activity; protein kinase binding
Source: RefSeq, a predicted model, not a curated record
GGCACAGCAUGGUACAGGCCUGCUUGGCGUGCUCCAGAGUUCAUAACGACAGCCUGACAGCCCACGCAGCCAUGGAUAAGACAGACAAGCCCAGUCCCUCUGCUAAGAAGCAUGUGCGUCUUCAGGAGAGGAGAGGCUCCAAUGUGUCAUUGAUGCUGGACAUGAGCUCACUGGGGAGUGUGGAGCCCAUCCAGCCUGUCUGCACACCACGGGACAUCACACUGAAGUUCCUGAGGACAUCCAGCCACAUGCUGAGGAAAGAGGAGCUCCAGCAACGUGCCCAGAGCCUAACGGAGCUUCAGGAGGAGUUUUCAAAAAUCCCACCCAAUUUUGUCAAUCCAGAGGAGCUGGAGAUCCCUGGACAUACCUCCAAGGACAGAUACAAAACCAUCCUCCCCAAUCCUGAGAGCCGAGUCUGUCUCAGGAGAGCAAAGAACCGGGAGGAAGAUAGCUACAUAAAUGCCAACUACAUCACGGGUUAUGCGGGACACUCCCGGGAGUACAUUGCCACGCAAGGGCCCAUGCUGAACACUGUGACUGAUUUCUGGGAAAUGGUGUGGCAGGAGGAGACACCGCUCAUCGUCAUGAUAACCAAGCUCCAAGAACGCAAAGAGAAAUGUGUCCACUACUGGCCUGAGAAGAAGGGUACCUAUGGCCCCUUCACCAUCUGUGUGCAGGGGGUAAGCGAGUGUGUGGAGUACGUGGUCCGGGACCUCUCCAUCCAGCUUGAAGGUGAAUGCCGUCAGGUCAAACACAUCUUCUUCCCUUCCUGGCCGGACCAGCAGGCACCUGAGUCAGCCAAGCCUCUGCUGCACUUGGUAUCCAAGGUGGAGGAGACUCUUCAGGCUGCAAUCAACCCAGGGCCCAUCAUUGUGCACUGCAGUGCAGGAAUCGGCCGGACGGGCUGCUUUAUUGCUACCAGGAUUGGCUGCCAGCAGCUGAAGGAAACAGGAGAGGUGGAUAUCCUGGGAAUUGUGUGCCGUCUCCGUAUAGAUAGAGGUGGGAUGAUCCAGACGAGCGAGCAGUACCAGUUCCUCCAUCACACACUAGCUCUGUUCGCUUCCCAGCUGCCUGAGGCAGAAGGCCAGUAACACAGAGCUCCUGCUGGGCUGACAGCUCUCCUGUCUUGUGCCAUCAUCUCCUACACUAGUGUUGGAGAGACCUCUGCCAAAAUAGCUCCUGCUCCUGCUGGGCCACAAGACAGCAGCAUGGCACAAGUGCUCCUGGAUGAGCACAGCUGAGCAAAUCCAUCCAGCUUGUUGCCUCACAACUCUGCAAGGGGGAGAUGCAAACCUCAGCCUGACUGGACCACCCUGCACUGGCACAGACCGGCUUGUAGUAGGUUUGGGUGAAGGAUCCAGUCAGUGGUAAAGGGUCUAUUGCUGCAAGUAGGAGGCAGAUUUCGCUGACUGAAAGAAGCUCUCACUUUCAAACCACGCAAUAUCUUAUCCUCAGCUAGAAGAGCAAGCUAUGCAGAGGAACUGAAGCUGGUCAAGAGAUGGGAUCAUGGUUUGCCCUUUAGCCACACAAAAAUAUCUAUCCCAUUAGACCUGGAGCUGGUUCAGUUAUGCUGAAAAUAAACAGAGCCUCUCUUCUGUUUGUGUAUCGUCUGUGGUGAGAGGCUGACACUGUGUUUUGGGCUGGGCUUGUGCUGAACAUGCUCCAUGAAGUUCUUUUUGCUGAAGAUUUGCUGCAACAAUUUUAUACCAAAGGUGCAUCGUUGAUUGCCUUCUUUAUGUGUUUUUCUUUUGUCUCUUAUCUUUGGCCAACACCUUCUCAGCAGCCUUGAAAUAGAGAAUAUUCCUAAAUCUGUAUGAAAUUUUGCAAGCAACAUGUUUCCAAUUGCAACCUAGCCUUUUGUUGCAAGAGGACGGGGUUUUACGUUCUUGAGUUUUUGCUGAAAUCAGAACAAAAUAAUGCUAGCCUGUUUUUUUUUUCCUUUCUCUUUUCUC